UCGUUAUCGCACGACGUUGUUGGUGGCAUUAUUUAUUUUGUUGCGACUUAUACUGUUUUUACCAAUCUGCUAUAUAGUUUACUAAGUAAGGGAUCGCGAACUGCACAGCUAUGGAGCGGCCACAGAAGAUGCCCAAGGUGGCCAAGGUCAAGAACAAAGCGCCGGCGGAGGUGCAAAUUACGGCGGAGCAGCUGCUCCGUGAGGCCAAGGAGCGAGAUCUGGAGAUUCUGCCGCCGCCGCCAAAGCAGAAGAUCUCCGAUCCCGCCGAGUUGGCUGACUAUCAGCAGCGGAAGCGAAAGACCUUCGAGGACAAUCUGCGCAAGAACCGCAUGGUGGUCAGCCAUUGGAUCAAAUACGCUCAGUGGGAGGAGCAGCAGCAGGAGAUCCAGCGUGCACGCUCUAUUUGGGAGCGGGCAUUGGACAAUGAGCACAGGAACGUGACCCUCUGGCUGAAAUACGCCGAGAUGGAGAUGAAGAACAAGCAGGUGAAUCAUGCCCGCAACCUGUGGGAUCGGGCAGUGACCAUCAUGCCGCGAGUCAACCAGUUCUGGUACAAGUACACCUACAUGGAGGAGAUGCUGGAGAAUGUGGCAGGAGCGCGUCAGGUGUUCGAGCGCUGGAUGGAGUGGCAACCGGAGGAGCAGGCCUGGCAGACCUACGUCAACUUCGAGCUGCGCUACAAAGAGAUCGACCGGGCACGGGAGGUCUACGAGCGAUUUGUCUAUGUGCACCCGGACGUGAAGAACUGGAUAAAGUUCGCCCGCUUCGAGGAGUCCCAUGGGUUUAUCCAUGGCUCCCGGCGGGUAUUCGAGCGCGCUGUGGAGUUCUUUGGGGACGAGUACAUCGAGGAGCGUCUGUUCAUCGCCUUCGCUCGCUUUGAGGAGGGUCAGAAGGAGCACGACAGGGCGCGCGUCAUCUACAAGUACGCGUUAGAACACCUACCUAAAGAUCGCACACAGGAGCUGUUCAAGGCCUAUACCAUACACGAGAAGAAGUACGGCGACAGAGCGGGCAUUGAGGAUGUGAUCGUUUCCAAGCGCAAGUACCAGUACGAGCAGGAGGUGGCCGCCAAUCCAACCAACUACGAUGCUUGGUUCGACUAUUUGCGUUUGAUUGAGGCGGAGGGCGACCGGGACCAGAUCCGUGAGACGUACGAGCGGGCCAUUUCUAACGUGCCGCCCGCCAAUGAAAAGAACUUCUGGCGACGCUACAUUUACCUUUGGAUCAAUUAUGCCUUGUACGAGGAACUCGAAGCGGAGGAUGCGGAACGCACGCGCCAGAUCUACAAGACUUGUCUGGAGCUGAUACCUCAUAAGCAGUUUACCUUUAGCAAGCUGUGGCUGCUGUACGCGCAAUUCGAGAUUCGCUGCAAGGAGCUGCAGCGCGCACGCAAAGCACUGGGCUUGGCCAUCGGCAUGUGUCCCAGAGAUAAGCUCUUCAGGGGCUACAUUGAUCUGGAGAUUCAGUUGCGUGAGUUCGAGCGCUGCCGCCUGCUGUACGAGAAGUUCCUCGAGUUUGGACCGGAGAAUUGUGUCACCUGGAUGAAGUUCGCCGAGCUGGAGAACCUAUUGGGCGACACGGAGCGUGCGAGAGCCAUUUUCGAGCUGGCGGUGCAGCAGCCGCGCCUGGACAUGCCUGAGCUACUGUGGAAGGCGUACAUCGACUUCGAGGUGGCCCUGGGCGAAACGGAGCUAGCCAGACAGCUGUACGAGCGCCUCCUCGAGCGCACGCAGCAUGUGAAGGUGUGGAUGUCGUUUGCCAAGUUCGAGAUGGGCCUCAGCCACGGCGACAGCGGGCCAGAUGCGGAGCUGAACGUGCGGCUGGCAAGGAGAAUCUACGAGCGGGCCAACGAGAUGUUGCGUCAGCUGGGCGACAAGGAGUCGCGUGUUCUGCUGCUAGAGGCAUGGCGCGACUUUGAGCGCGACGCCUCCGAUGCGCAGGCGCUACAAAAGGUAAUGGACAAGAUGCCGCGGCGCAUCAAGAAGCGGCAGAAGAUCGUCUCCGACGAUGGCGUCGAGGAAGGUUGGGAGGAAGUAUUCGACUACAUCUUUCCCGAGGACGAAAUGGCUCGACCCAACCUCAAGCUGCUGGCUGCCGCCAAGAUGUGGAAGAAGCAGAAAGACGUCACGGAGGACGACCCACCCGCUCCAGCCAUUGCAUCUGAUCCAGAGUCUGCAGCGGACGCUGCUCCGGCGGAGACGACGGACAGCGGCGACUGAACCGAAGCAAGCUAUUCCCUUCUGCGUAAGAAUCUUUGCAGAUUUUCGCUUUAUUUUUGGACACGUUAGGAAUAAACCACUUAAAUAAAAACUACCAUAAUGAUCACUUA
This is a messenger RNA of Drosophila teissieri, 2329 nucleotides long. RefSeq names its product protein crooked neck (gene crn). Bases 111 to 2219 code for a protein of 702 amino acids. Gene Ontology annotation, biological process: mRNA splicing, via spliceosome; spliceosomal complex assembly. Lineage: Eukaryota; Metazoa; Arthropoda; Insecta; Diptera; Drosophilidae. The transcript is spliced from 2 exons. Gene Ontology annotation, molecular function: protein binding. The record is from RefSeq and is a predicted model, not a curated record. Gene Ontology annotation, cellular component: U2-type catalytic step 2 spliceosome; post-mRNA release spliceosomal complex; precatalytic spliceosome.